AUGCACAUCGCAGUUACUGCUCCAAACAAAAUUAUUAUUAUAGACAAAGUUCAAAAUAAUACAAUGCGCUUUUCUGAUGGUCGCCCGGUCAGUACACUUGAAUAUGAUUUAGAUACCGGUUCAAGGCGUAUCUUACCCUUAACAUCAAACACCUUUUGUUCCUCGGGAGGAUUCAUUGCUAAUGGUACUUUGGUCAGUACCGGUGGUGCAGAAGAAAUUCCGAGAGAUAAAUAUGUGGCUGGGUUUUCAAGCCUUCGAUUUAUUAAUCCUUGUCAAGACGAUAAAUGUCACUGGCGUGAAGAUUUAAAUGGUAUGACGACUCAUCGAUGGUAUCCUUCUUCCAUAACACUUUCAGAUGGAAGACUAUUCAUCCUUGGUGGAUCUCAGUUUUCUGUAGCCAUCAAUAAUUUGACAAUUAAUAAUCCAACGUACGAAAUUUACCCAAGUGAUGAUCGAAGUCCUAAACAUUUCCAAUUUUUAGUUGAUACAUUGCCAUUCAACCUCUUUCCAAUAAUACAUUUAAUGCCUGGUCCUAAGAAUCAAACCUAUUUGUUCGUUUUUGCCAAUAAAGAUAGUAUAAUUUUUGAUUGGAAAGCUGAAAAGGUUAUAAAAAAACUUCCUCGUCUUAAAGGUGCUUCACGUACUUAUCCUACAACUGGUUCCUCAGUAAUGUUACCAUUACGUCCUGAGGAUGAUUAUAAACCUAUAGUAUUGAUUUGUGGUGGUAAUGAAAAAAAUGAUCCAAAAAGUACAGCUGCAAAUACUUGUGGUAGAAUUGAUUUAUCUGAUUUGGAUAAGGCUAAAUGGGAAAUUUUUGACUUUGGUGGAUUACCAAGAGCCAUGCCCAAUUCUGUGAUUUUGGCUGAUGGAAAAGUUUUAUUCUUAAAUGGUGUCAGUAAAGGAAUAGCCGGUUAUAAUUCUAUGAAACAUCAUACAUUAAAAGCUGAUGACCCAGUUCUUACUCCAGUAUUAUAUAAUGACCAACAGCCUAAUGGAAAAAGAUUUCAAAAACUCAAUCCUUCAACAAUACCCAGAGUUUAUCAUUCGGUAGCUACUUUAAUACCAAACGGUAAGGUUUUCAUCGCUGGUAGUAGUCCACAACAGAAUGUUAUUUUAACAGGUGUCAAAUUUCCCACUGAACUUAGAGUUGAGCUUUUCAGUCCACCAUAUCUUUCAUCAAACCAAUCACGAGUCACUAUAGAAUCUGUGAAUGGCUCUAAAAAAAUAAACAAAGGUCCCAUAGAAGUAAAUUAUGAUCAAUCUAUAGAAGUUGAAGUUACAAUUUCUGACAAAGAACCAGAAUUUACAGCUGCAUUAUUGCAUUAUGGGUUUGUCACACAUUCUACACAUAUGUCUCAACGAUAUGUAAGUUGUAUAAUUAAAAAUAUUAAACCUAAUGAUAAAGGAUUUAUACUUGAUGUGGUUAUGCCACCACAUGGAAAUAUUAUGCCCCCAAUUCCUGUUUAUUUACAUAUCAAUAACAAAGGCAUACCAUGUAUGAGUGCUGUUCACCUUCAUCUAAAAGAAUAA
Molecule: messenger RNA, 1530 nt
Organism: Dentiscutata erythropus
Lineage: Eukaryota; Fungi; Glomeromycota; Glomeromycetes; Diversisporales; Gigasporaceae
Source: the annotation of a GenBank genome assembly